This is a messenger RNA of Mercurialis annua (annual mercury), 1834 nucleotides long. RefSeq names its product pectinesterase-like. The record is from RefSeq and is a predicted model, not a curated record. The coding region runs from base 58 to 1719 and encodes 553 amino acids. NCBI's taxonomy places the organism in Eukaryota, Viridiplantae, Streptophyta, Magnoliopsida, Malpighiales, Euphorbiaceae. Gene Ontology annotation, biological process: cell wall modification. Gene Ontology annotation, molecular function: pectinesterase inhibitor activity; pectinesterase activity. The transcript is spliced from 3 exons.
UAAUAUCAUCCUAUAAUAGAGUUAAAAUCCUUCACCGACAGAACAACCAGAAAGAAAAUGAAGAAACUCUUUUCAUCUAUACUUCUCAUUUCCGCCAUACUCGGCAUUGUCGCCGGUGUUCCCUCAAGAACGGGUAAAUCCGACGAAUCAGCUCACGCCAUUAUCAAAUCCGCAUGCAGCUCUACGCUAAACCCUAGCCAGUGUUUUUCAACAAUCUCAGUACUGUCUGCCGAAGCUACGAGCAAGAUAACGAGCACGAAGGAUGUGAUACUACUAUUAUUGAAUGUAACCGAGCCGACAGUUCACAAAACUUAUCGUAAAAUUCAGACUCUUAGCUAUGCAAGAAACUACACAAAACGAGAAAUUUCUGCUCUGCAAGACUGUAUGCAGAUGUUGAAUGAUACUGUAGAUGAGAUCAGAAAAAUUGUGAAGGAUCUUGAGGGUUAUCCUUCUUUGAAAAAAUCUGUAGCAGAACAUGCUGAUGAGCUUAAGAUACUGAUAAGUGCUGCCAUGACUAAUCAAGUAACUUGUCUUGAUGGGUUUUCUCAUGAUAAAGGAGACAAAAAGGUUCGUGAAUCCUUUAUGGAUGAUGAAAGGUAUGUCCACCGCCUGUGUGGAAACGCCUUAGCCAUGAUUAAGCAAAUGACAGACGCAGAUAUGGCCAACGAGCAAAAAUUCUCAUCGUCAUUGUCACCGGAAAGGAAGCUUGAAGAGGAAGAAUGGCCGGGAUGGUUAUCGGCCGGAGACCGUAGGCUACUGCAGGCCACAAAUCCGACUCCUAAUGUUGUUGUGGCAGCUGAUGGAAGUGGAAAUUUCCGGACGGUGUCGGAGGCGGUGGCUGCUGCACCGUCAAGGAGCAGCAGUAGAUAUAUUAUAAGGAUUAAAGCUGGGGUUUAUAGAGAGAAUGUGGAUAUACCGUCGAGCAAAACUAACCUAAUGUUCUUAGGUGAUGGGAGGAUGAACACUAUCAUUACUGCUAGCAGAAAUGUGGUUGAUGGCAGUACAACUUUCAAUUCUGCAACUGUGGCUGUUAAUGCGGACGGAUUCUUAGCCAAAGAAAUAACCUUUCAAAACACAGCUGGACCAUCGAAGCAUCAAGCUGUAGCAAUACGCGUAAGCUCGGAUUUAUCAGCAUUUUACAGAUGUUCAAUGAUGGCUUAUCAGGACACACUUUAUGUACACAGACUUCGUCAAUUCUAUAUCAGCUGCGUUAUUGUUGGUUCCGUAGAUUUCAUAUUUGGAAAUGCAGCAGUCGUGUUCCAAAACUGUGAUAUACAUGCCCGUCGUCCCAAUCCAGGCCAACGGAACAUGGUCACAGCACAAGGACGCGAAGACCCGAAUCAGAACACUGGCAUAGUUAUCCAAAAAUGCAGGAUCGGUGGAACUCAGGAUUUACAAGCGGUGAGCGGCAGUGUUCAAAGUUAUUUAGGCAGACCGUGGAAAUUGUAUUCGAGAACCGUUAUAAUGCAGUCUGAUAUAACUAAUAUUAUUCAUCCAGCCGGGUGGUUCAUGUGGGAUGGAACUUUUGCGCUUGAUACAUUGACUUAUAGGGAGUAUCAGAACACAGGAUUGGGAGCUGGCACAGCAAAUCGGGUUACGUGGAAGGGAUUCAAAGUGAUGACAAGUGCAGCUGAGGCUCAACCAUAUACUGCUGGUAAUUUUAUUUCAGGGGGUAAUUGGUUACCUGGUACUGGCUUUCCGUUCUCUCUUGGUCUGUAAACGGAAAAUUACAGAUUCUCGUGCUUUGACAUUUCCUUUCCAUUUCAUAAAUGAUUCUGAAGAAACUUUAUCUAAUAACCUAUUAUUAUAAAAAAUAACAUUGUUUCCCGUUUCA